AAAAAAACCCAGAGUGGUGUAUUUCGCAGAGAGAACAGAGAAGAUAAUCCAAAUGGAGCAAGCCUACAAGAACGCUUCUAAACACAUAGCUGUAAUGGCUUUCCCCUUCGGCACACAUGCUGCUCCUCUACUGAACCUCAUCCGUCAGCUAUCGGAAGCUUGCCCCGACGCCGUGUUUUCCUUCCUUAGCACCCAACAAUCGAACAGUUCGACGUUUCCGAUGAAGCUCGACAAGGUUAAGCCUUUUAAUGUUCGGGAUGGAUUACCGGAGGGUUAUAUGUUUAAGGGUAAUCCUCAUGAGCCUGUCGAAUAUUUCCUUAAGGCGGUACCGGCGAAUUUCACGGAGGUUUUAGAUGAAGUCGUGGCCGAAACUGGGAAGCCGGUUGAUUGUUUGAUAACGGAUGCGUUUUAUGCGUUCGGGGCUGAUAUUGCGGAUGAGCUGAACAUCCCGUGGGUGGCGUUUUGGACGGCCGGCCCCAGGGCACUUCUUGUUCAUGCGGAGACUAAUCUUAUUCGCCAACAUGUAGGAAAUAAUGGUCCACAGGACAAGCCACUUGAUUUUCUUCCAGAUUUUUCCGGUAUACGUGUUGCUGAUUUACCCGCUGGAAUAACCUCCGGAGACUUUAAUGCCGCCAUACCAGCACUGUUGCAUAAAAUGGAACUAGCACUGCCGCGUGCCAUCGCGAUCGCCGCUAACUCAUACGAAGACUUGGAUAACACAGUUGUCAACCUGCUUAAAUUAAGGUUCAACAUGUAUCUCAACGUCGGUCCAUUCAAUCUAGUAUCAUCAGUCUCCAGUGCCACCGUCGACGACUCGCACGGCUGCUUGGACUGGUUGAACAAGCACGAACCGGCGUCGGUGGUGUACAUCAGCUUCGGAAGCGUGAUAACGCCACCGCCCCACGAGCUACAAGAAUUAUGCGAAGCCCUGGAGGAAAGUGAGUUCCCAUUUCUUUGGUCUUACAGAGGGAGUCCCGAGAAGCAGUUGCCACAAGGGUUCCUGGAAAGAACGAGCUCGAAAGGGAAGAUAGUUCCAUGGGCUCCUCAGCAGAAAAUAUUGGAACAUCCAUCGGUCGGGGUUUUCGUAAGCCACGGCGGAUGGAAUUCGAUCCUGGAAAGUAUCGUGGGCGGUGUACCGAUGAUUUUCAGGCCAUUUUUCGGAGACCAAGGAUUAAACACUCGAACUGUGGAGGCUGUAUGGGGAUUCGGAUUGGGAUUAGAGGGGGGAACAUUGACGAAAGGAGGAGUAAUGAAAGCGUUGAAGAUGACAUUGAGCGGCGAACAAGGGAAGAAAAUGAGAGAAAAAAUUGGACUUGAGAAAGAACUGGCUUAUAAUGCAGUAAAGCCUAACGGUAGCUCAGUUGAAAAUUUCAAAACACUGGUAAAAAUUGUCUGUAACAAACCAGCUCUUAAUUAUGUCAAGAGUUAAAGAUGAACAUCACUCGGAAAUCACAUUCGUACGUCCAUGGUUGGUGUCUUUGUGCCAAAUUGUUCUUCUUAUCUUGUUUCUAUAAAAUAGUAAAAU
Molecule: messenger RNA, 1525 nt
Organism: Hibiscus syriacus
Lineage: Eukaryota; Viridiplantae; Streptophyta; Magnoliopsida; Malvales; Malvaceae
Product: flavonoid 3-O-glucosyltransferase-like
Exons: 2
Coding region: 53-1429 (458 amino acids)
Molecular function (GO): UDP-glycosyltransferase activity
Source: RefSeq, a predicted model, not a curated record